AUGUCUAAUCAAAUACCUGUUCUUUAUACAGAGCAAAAAACAAAGAAAGUUAAAAUAUGGCUAGAUGGAUAUUUAGUUCCACGUGCAACAUUAAAUUCGGCACGUUUGAUAUCUGCUGGUAAACAUGAAAUUGAUGUUGUUUUCUAUUCAAGUAUUGAUGAUAUAAAACCUGGAAGAGAAUUUGAAACUGAUCGAUACUUAAUUACUGUUGAAGAAAGUAAUAAUGAUAAUCAACCUUGUCCUCGACCAAGUUUUGCUGUUAAUGAUCCAACAAUGAAAAAUAAACCAAAAUCAGCAGCAUUUGUACCACCACGUUUAGUACCUAAAACAGAACCACCGCCACCGCCACCGCCACCAGUAUCAAUGUCAAUAUUAGAACGACAUAAUCCACAUCAAUGGGGUUAUGCUGGAAUGACAACAGCUAUGAAACGUUCUGUUUAUGAUAAUAAUUCUAGUCAUGUAUCAAAAAUAUCAAAACCUUCUCAUUUUAUUCCACCUACAUUUAAUAAACAUGAAACGAUUCAAUCUGAAGAAUCACAAGAACAAUCAGUUUUAUCAGCAUCUUCUACAUCUAUUCAACAAAAACAACAACCAGGAUUAUUAAAUGAUGCUUUGAUUUCUCGAUUACUAAACAAUACACGAUCUAUUGAAAUUAAGUCUUCUUCUGUUAAACAAUCUCCUCAAAUCUCUUGGUCAACUUGGGAUGAUAAAAAAUCAGAUGAUGAAGAUUGUGAUACAACAUCCUUGUGUCAAAAUGAAAAUAUUCUUGAACAACCACUUCCUACAAAGCAAACAUAUAAUUGGCAUAGUUUAGUCAAAUCAGCAGGUCAACAUCGACAGAUAGAUAAUGAAACAAAAAACUCAGAACCAAUGCCAAAAUUUCAUUUUGAUGAUAGUUCUUUCGAUGCAUUAUUUGAAGAUUGA
This is a messenger RNA of Rotaria sp. Silwood1, 924 nucleotides long. The record is from the annotation of a GenBank genome assembly. NCBI's taxonomy places the organism in Eukaryota, Metazoa, Rotifera, Eurotatoria, Philodinida, Philodinidae.